UAAUGGGAAUACAGGAGCUGGUUUCAUCUGAGUCCUGCACCUUUCCUUGCUGCACCUGAGACCCACAGUCCCAACCCAAGCACAGACAUGGGAGGAAAUGAAGGAGGAGGAGGAGAUAGGUGGAGUUUCUUCGGAAUCCGAUCUGUGGUACAGAAGUCCCCCACUGAUCCUGGCUCUGAAACCAGCACAGGUUUGUCUCUGCAAUCCUAUUUUGGUCUGCAGAAAUCCUCAACCAUGGAUGGCACCAACACCCAGGUCAACCUCAAGGUUGAUGACCCUACAAAAUUUAUGCCACCCAAGAUUGAAAUCUCAGACAUUGAAGCCAAGCGGCAAAACCCACGGCCGCAUAAACUCAAACCUCGGGACAUGAAUGUUUUGACACCAUCAGGCUUCUGAAGACCAGCUAUGUAGCUACUCCUCCAAUUCCACAUUCUCAAUGUUUGUUUGUUUUUUGUUUUGUUUUUUUGUCUGUCCUCUGGUUCCACAUUUACCUCCCUGUCUACCUCUGUUCCCUCUGCCUCCAUGCAAUUUCACUCAAGCUGGGGGGAAUGAGGACCCAUAGUACCUACAGUAUUAGCCAACUAGCAGCAGACUGCACUGCUACUCCUCCCCAGCUCACAGAUUCAGAUCAGUUGCUGUCUGCUGUCUAUGCCCCCUCCUCUCGUUCUAUCUUAUUAGUCCAAAUAAUACAACAAAUGGAGUAACUUCAUUUGUAACCCUAACAUUGGUACUGCUUCCUAUUGCUUUGUCACGUAAUGGGUGCGUUGGUAUGCAUCGCCUAGAUGUCCUCGUUCCAUUGUCAGCGAUGGCUUGAGAUUAACGUUGAAAUAUCUUGCCAAAUUUUGGGCAGAAGUUGUUCACUUUUAAGACUGCUGAUCAUGCUAAAGUAGUAAGGUAAUUCAAUUUAUAUCUCAGGUUCCUGUCUUUAAUAGUUUUUGGUUUAAAGUUAUGUAGUGCUUUUCUCCAUCAGCAUGCAGAGUAUCGUGGUAUAUGACUGAUAUUGUGCCUAAGUCUGCAAUGGGUUUGCUUUUGGCAUCAAAUUUCAACUUUUUUUUUUGCUUUUUUUUUGCUUUUUCAUUAUAUGUAAGAGCAUCUGUGACCAUGUGCCUGCUGACCUGAAGUUAUUUCUUUUUAUAUAUAUAUAUAUAUAUUCUGCUUUAAAUCAAGGUUUCUAAAUUUUAGGUAGUGCAGUUUGUUGGGUUUGCCACUUUUUUUUAUUUUUUUUCUUUUUUCUUUUAAACGUAGGACUAAAGUGGCCAUUGUCAACUUUUCAACUUUUUUUGCGUGUGAGUGAAUGCGUGACUGAAAUUUCCUGCUGUUUUGUUUGGGAAAAACCGAUGAAUUCUGAUAAUAAAAUGCACAAGGGAGCUCUCCCACUUUCAUCUGUAAAUAAAUCUCAUUAUGAAACGAAA
Molecule: messenger RNA, 1412 nt
Organism: Neolamprologus brichardi
Lineage: Eukaryota; Metazoa; Chordata; Actinopteri; Cichliformes; Cichlidae
Source: RefSeq, a predicted model, not a curated record